Molecule: messenger RNA, 2990 nt
Organism: Paramormyrops kingsleyae
Lineage: Eukaryota; Metazoa; Chordata; Actinopteri; Osteoglossiformes; Mormyridae
Product: globoside alpha-1,3-N-acetylgalactosaminyltransferase 1-like
Biological process (GO): carbohydrate metabolic process
Cellular component (GO): vesicle; Golgi apparatus; membrane
Molecular function (GO): hexosyltransferase activity
Source: RefSeq, a predicted model, not a curated record
AAACUAAAUGUAAACAGGCCCGGAGAGUUUCGGGUCCGUACACCCACAUUUUUUUGCUUUUUGCAUAGUAAAAUAUCAGAGCUAGUGCUCUCUUUUUGUAACCGGAUACAGUUCUCAUUGUUUCUAUCCGCCAUGAAAUGACAAGGUAUUUCUGUUUCGCAACUAUUUCGCGCAUAUCUUCACUACAACUGCCUAGUGGUUAUGCGCUGGGUCUAGCGGAAGCCCACCUAUUAACGCAGCGUCUUCCGCGUUCGGUGCAAAGCCCUGAUGUGGGCAACACAGAAAGGUACGAUUAUCGCUGAGGCUACUGGUUGUGCUAAAAACGUUUUUUUUCCCAUCAGUAAAUAGCAGGAUUAUCAGUUCCGGCCACUUUUUUUUUUUUUAUUAAAACAUGUCUUGCUAUAUUCGGUCGCCGACUCUUGCGCUUUAUAUGGGAUUAACAAUACUUGGGAUUAUCCUUGCCUUUGGCUUGUAUGCUACAAAUCUGAGAUGUUCCAUCUCAAACAUCCAACCCACUUCUCAUGGAAAGACUUGGUGGACCCAGAGGGAAGACCUCUCCAGAAAGAGGAGCUGGAAUGUUGAGUCUCCUGAGAGGUUACUAUACAAACAGCCCAGUGCGACAAGGGGGGGCUCUGAUGUCAUGGCCGUAACCCCCUGGUUGGCACCCAUCAUCUGGGAAGAAACCUUUAACCCUGAGCUGGUUGAUGCCAUAUACAAGCCGAUGAAUCUCACCAUCGCAACCACUGUGUUUGCUGUUGGAAAGUAUAUCAGGUUUCUGGGUGAAUUCUUGGAAACGGCAGAGAAGCACUUUAUGGUUGACUUCAAAGUGCACUAUCACAUUUUCACUGACCAGCCGCAAGAAGUGCCAGCAGUGAAUCUGGCUGCUGGAAGAAAAAUCUUUGUCCAUCAGGUGCCGAAGUUAGACCGCUGGCAGGACAUCUCUGCUUCGAGGAUGCAGAUGAUCCAGACCAUCAUUGAGGAGCAGGUUCACCGAGAGGCAGAUUACAUCUACUGCCAGGACGUCGAUGCAAAAUUCCACUUCCGCUGGGGUGCAGAGACACUGGAUCGGCUGGUGGGCCAAAUACACCCUUGGUACUAUGAUUUGAGUCGCGACCAGUUCACUUACGAACGGCGUCCUGAGUCUACGGCCUACAUUCCCUCAGGGGUAGGAGACUUCUAUUAUAUUGGAGCCAUGUUUGGGGGCACAGUUGAGGAUGUCUAUAGACUGGUUAAAAAGUGUCAUGAAAAUAUAGAAGCAGACAAAGCAAAGGGAAUAGAGGCAGCCUGGCAGGAAGAGAGUCACCUAAACUGGUACCUGCUUCACAAUAAACCGUCUAAGGUUCUGUCGCCGGAGUACAUGUGGGAUGACCAGAGGGGCAAAACAGAGGUUAUGAGAGUCAUUCGACUUUCACAAAUCCUUAAGAACUAUGGAGAAGUAAGAGAAAAUGUGUAAUGCUCACACUACUGAAGACACAUCGUAGACUCAAAUGUGGGUUAUCUUUACUGUGGGCACUACUAGGGCAUUACAACAUUGUCUAUCGUCUCCAGAAAGUUAGGCAAUUGAUGGUAAUUUAUGUAAUAAUUAGGGUUAGAUAAUUAUUUGACGGUACAUGUAUUGACAUUUUUGUAAUAAUAUAUGAUUUCUAAAGUUUAAAAUUAGUGGUGAGCUAAUAUGGAAUUUUUGACAAAUACAAUAUAUUUUUGUUAUUGUACAGAUGACCGGAUAACCUCUGAGCUGGGGGGGCAGCACACGUCAGUGCAAUGAUGUUUUUUAUUUCCAUUAAUUAAUGUUAGUCUUAUUUUUUAUUAUGUGUAAAACAAAAGACCAAUUUAAUAAGAAAUUAAAACAAGUCGCAGGCUGGGACCAGAAUUGCCAUCCAGCCUGUAUUUAACGGGUCUUGUAUUGUAAAAUAAAAUUCUGCAUUCCGUUUUGAACCAAAAUGGCCGGUGAUCCAAGGCAAUGUGAUUACAGUGUUGGUGCCAGAGCAUUGGGUUAGCAUAUGAUCCAUGUCCUUGAUGGGCAGCAUGUCAGAAAGCUCAUUUGGAGGCACAUGGCCCAUGAACCUAUUUCUUACAGAUGGAGGAAUAUUUCAGUUUAACACAGUGGACAGAGAUCAUGGUGUCCUUGUUGACUCAGAUCUACAUUUUGAUGCUUAUCUAACAACAAUAAAUAUAACUACCAUCUAUGGAACACUGUGGGCAGUGGUGGCUUAAUGGUUAGGGACGUGCACUUGUAAUUGAAAGAUUGCAGGUUUGAAUCCCUGACCAGCAAGGUACUUCCCCCAAGCACUGCUCCCCGGGUGCUGAAUUAGCUGUCCCCUGCUAUGUCACAUAUGGACAUUGUGGUGUGUCAACAAUGACAAUUAAUCACUAAAUUCUAACACAGGUGAGCUUUGGAAGAUGCUCUCCUUCCGUAAUGCAGAGGCACUAAUACGUGCCUUUAUACCUGGGCUAUUGUAAUGCCCUCCUUUCUGGUAAAUGCAGCUGGUAUCUUACAAACAAUAAAAGUCCUGUUCUAUGCUUCCUUCCCUGGCUUCCAGUUAAGUCUUAAACUGAUUACAAGAUACUACAACUCAAGAUGGUGAGUCAAAGUGAUGGACUCUAGCUAACUGCUCACCGCAGCCAGGCCUAUAGUGUGUGUCAUGUAUGAUAUCCAUUACAUCAAAAAAUUUGUAUUCAGGUUUGAUAUUUUUAUACUGAAUUGUGUUGUUGCCAUAUGGUUUUCAGUCUCUAAAGUGUGGUUUAUCGAUUACUUGCUUUUGUCUGAUAAAUUGAUUUAUUGGAUUGCUUUAUUACUUGUUUUAUUGAUUAAUUGCUAUAUGAAUUAAUUGCUGUAUUGCAUUGGACCUGUAAAUACUGUAUUUAUACAAUCAGUAUAACAGUAAAUCUGUUAUAAUUGGUGUUUUGUUUAUGGUUUGUUUUACUUUGGUUGUGGUUUAUUUUCAUUUUCUAUUCAUGCACUUUAAAUAAAUGACACACUUUGCAUUUUG